Daucus carota subsp. sativus is the source of this 1067-nucleotide messenger RNA. Its product is annotated as superoxide dismutase [Mn], mitochondrial. Gene Ontology annotation, cellular component: mitochondrion. The record is from RefSeq and is a predicted model, not a curated record. Gene Ontology annotation, molecular function: superoxide dismutase activity; metal ion binding. The coding region runs from base 91 to 780 and encodes 229 amino acids. Lineage: Eukaryota; Viridiplantae; Streptophyta; Magnoliopsida; Apiales; Apiaceae. The transcript has 6 exons. Gene Ontology annotation, biological process: superoxide metabolic process.
CGCGAAAAGUGCCCAGAAACCAGAAGUAUCUGGUUCCAAAAAUAAGUAUAAAAAGGUGUAUGAGAUGAGAGUGAAAGCAGCAGAUAAAAAAUGGCAUUCCGAACCCUAGUUACCAAGAAGAGCGUGCGGUCAAGUUUUGGGCAGAUAAGGGCACUACAGACGACGGCGUUUACUCUACCGGACCUGGAUUACGACUAUGGUGCACUAGAGCCGGCAAUUAGUGGUGAGAUAAUGAAGCUGCAUCACCAGAAGCAUCACCAGACUUAUGUUACCAAUUACAACAAAGCUCUCGAACAGCUCGAUGCUGCUGUCUCUAAAUCUGAUUCUGCUAGUAUUGCUAAACUCCACUCCGCCCUCAUAUUUAACGGUGGAGGUCAUAUCAAUCAUUCGAUUUUCUGGAAAAAUCUUGCUCCAGCCACGAAAGGAGGUGGCGAGCCUCCUAAGGGGUCCUUUGGAGGUGCUAUAGACUCUCAGUUUGGUACAUUGGAGGCGUUAGUUCAGAAGAUGAAUGCCGAAGGCGCUGCUUUACAGGGUUCCGGAUGGGUGUGGCUUGGUUUGGACAAAGAACUGAAAAGGCUGGUAGUAGAGACCACUGCAAAUCAGGACCCGCUGGUUAGUAAUGGAGCUAAUUUGGUUCCCCUUCUUGGUAUUGAUGUAUGGGAACAUGCCUACUACUUGCAGUACAAAAAUGUUAGGCCAGAUUACCUGAAGAACAUAUGGAAAGUCAUCAACUGGAAAUUUGCUGGUGAAGUUUAUGAAAAAGAGUGUCCUUCAACUUGAUAGAAACCACAUCUCCGAGAGCUGUUGGGAUUUGGGAGGGAUGCAGCUGUUCUGUGAAGGUAUUUAGUAAUAAAAUGCACUAGGAUGGCUGUCAUUUGUGCUAAUAUGGGUGUUUCUUGUAUGUACAUCCCAAACUUUAAAUUUUGUUUCCCCUGCUGUCUUUGUGUUUAAGAAGAACUUUGUACUAUUGCAAGUCUUUCGACAGUCUGCUAUGAACUUUUGCGUCUGAAGUUUACUUGGGCCAUACUUGUUUUUAUGAGAUUAUAAGUGUUAGAUUUUUUUUUUCA